This is a messenger RNA of Protopolystoma xenopodis, 714 nucleotides long. The record is from the annotation of a GenBank genome assembly. Lineage: Eukaryota; Metazoa; Platyhelminthes; Monogenea; Polystomatidea; Polystomatidae.
AUGCAACGCGUGUUUAGUGCCGAAUGCACGGGGAUCGUGAUCAAAUAUAUGUUUGUUGGAGGACCUAGUGUUUCUUUCAGCACCUCGGAAGUUGCCAAGUUGGUGUCACGUCUUCGGCCUCGUGUGCAGUUUCGUCGUAUGCCUGUGAACUCAGUAGGCGAUCGUGUGCCAAAUCGAAAUUAUGCUUUAGUUAUCCAGCCCUUGACGAUUGCAUUUCAAUUCAAUAGUCACUUAGCCAUCGAGUGGAUACGUGACAUAUCCAUGUUUUGCUCAUCUCCUCUUGAUCCGUCCAACUACAAUCAACUUUCUUCAAGUGAUUUGCUUCAGAUAUUUCAUCAGGCGGUGCAAGAUUUUCUCGUUUUGAUUAUCAUACACAGUACUUUUUCUACUACAAACUUUAUUUCCAGUGAUGAUAUAUCAGUUGGUGGCUCAGGUGCUCCUCCACGGUGCCUUCGCCUUCAUCGUGAGGUAGUUUCUGCCGCUCGUCGCCUUGUUGGUCAUGGCUAUCUUCCUAUUGGCACCUCAAAUAUCUCCUUGAGUGAUUCCGAACGACAUGCUCGGUGUUGGUUAAGCGAACACUUUGAUCUUCUUUUAGGUGAGCCGAAAAUGUUCGAUUCUAUGAUGAUCAUUGCGGAUCACUUGAUGUCUUCAGCUCCCGCAUCGAAAGGUCAUCGAUUACAACAUACUGCUGGGCUUUGGCUUUAUACAGGUUAG